AACCCAAAAAUGAUUGAGGUUAGAAAAUUUAAAGUUGUUUUGACGUACUAGUAGUGGUGGACACCGGAUUGUAACUUUGUUUUGAAAUCGUAUUUUAUUUAAUUUGGCAGUAUUAUGGCAGGACCAAAGAAAAAGUCCAGAGUACCUUCCAAAUCUGAAUCCGAAGGAUCAAGUAACGACGAGAGUGAUUCGGGAACUUACCAUGGACAGAAGGAAAUCCAAGCAACAUUUGAAGGACGGAAUCCUGAAGUACAAGAUUUUCAUGGUAUUAAGCAACUACUAAGUCAGUUAUUCCUUAAAGCUCACAUAGACCUGUCCCAAAUGAGUGAUUUACUGAUUUCACAACAUGGUGUAGGUUCCGUAUUGAAACAAAGCUAUGGUGACAGCGAUGAUGAGGAUGAAGAUGUUGAAAUGAGUGACGAAAAAGAUGUUUUUGGUAUUGCUAGUGUCAUCAAUUUGGGUUCGCACAAGGAGACUCCAUGUGUGCAGCAAUUCUUUUCGUUGCUUGAAGAGCUCAGCAAAAAACAUGCAGAUGAAGCCAUCCAAACUGAGAUUAGGAAAAUAGUUACAGAACAUAGUAGGUUAGGAUUUUUAGUAAAUGAACGAUUUGUUAAUAUUCCAGCUCAAAUAUCUGUACCUAUGUUAAAUUCAUUAAGCGAAGAAGUGGAUAGGAUGAAGAAAAAAGAUCCAUCAUAUGAUUUUGAGUACUAUGUUAUGAUAUGUAAAACCUGUAGGUCCAAAGAUAAUAAAGAUGAAGUAAUUUUUACAAACGACGAGGAAGAAAUCUUCUCUACGGAUGCUGAUAUUGGCUUUGAAUUUUGUGUUGCCAAUGAAUCAGAUGUUGGAUUGGGAGGCAGGUGGUUAGCAGAAGAUAAGCAGGUUAUUCCUUACAGAAAAGUUAUAAUGUUUAAGGCCAGUAAACUGAAGAAUAUUAUUUCGAAAAUAGCACUUUUUGUCAAAUCUUAAGGAGCUUAAAUCUAUGUUUUUAAGGAGCAGAUUUAAGAGCUACAAUGUUAUUUUUUUGCAAGUUGUAACCUAUUUUUUAAUAAAUUGAUUUUAUACCAUU
Diabrotica virgifera virgifera (western corn rootworm) is the source of this 1066-nucleotide messenger RNA. Its product is annotated as protein BCCIP homolog. Bases 115 to 966 code for a protein of 283 amino acids. Gene Ontology annotation, cellular component: nucleus. NCBI's taxonomy places the organism in Eukaryota, Metazoa, Arthropoda, Insecta, Coleoptera, Chrysomelidae. The record is from RefSeq and is a predicted model, not a curated record. The transcript has 4 exons.